Messenger RNA from Sphaeroforma arctica JP610, 364 nucleotides. RefSeq lists its product as hypothetical. The record is from RefSeq and is a predicted model, not a curated record. The transcript is spliced from 2 exons. Lineage: Eukaryota; Ichthyosporea; Ichthyophonida. The annotation marks the transcript as partial.
CUCAGCAGAUGACCUCCGGCCCCAUCAGCCGCUGGGUGAGACCACGGGCAAAACCAAUGGGUGGUCUGGUCACUGGUACUACAUCAUGUACCAGUUUCUCACCGUCCACUACUCCGCUCUCCUGUUAAUGGGACCGGUUGGGUCCUACAGUACAACGGCUGGGAAGUCUAACGCGUCGCAAACGCGUUCGGUGUACCUGUUGCUGCCCUUCUACACGGCUGUGGCCUUGUUGAUUAACGGAAUGGCCACGUGGGUGUAUGGAUACCAUAGCCUGCAGCAGUGCUUCUUGGGUUCGGUGUCGGUGAGUGCGUUUGCUAGUACGCGGCUUUUAAAUGGCCAUCUGUAUCUAUGUCUACAUCUUUGA